Nerophis lumbriciformis (worm pipefish) is the source of this 5526-nucleotide messenger RNA. It is a transcript of the gene sall1a, whose product is annotated as spalt-like transcription factor 1a. The record is from RefSeq and is a predicted model, not a curated record. Gene Ontology annotation, molecular function: RNA polymerase II cis-regulatory region sequence-specific DNA binding; DNA-binding transcription factor activity, RNA polymerase II-specific. Gene Ontology annotation, biological process: regulation of transcription by RNA polymerase II. Lineage: Eukaryota; Metazoa; Chordata; Actinopteri; Syngnathiformes; Syngnathidae. Gene Ontology annotation, cellular component: nucleus.
AAAAGAAAAAAAAAAAGACCUACCAACAAACCGAUCUGGACGGAACUCCGAGCGGCAGGAUUUAUUAUUGUCCUUUUUUUUUUUUGGGGCGUCACAACCGGAGGAAAAAAAGACGAAAAGUUGCCACUUUUUUUGCACGGACUACAAGGUCUCGCCAAGAGGAGGAGAAAGUUAAAAAAAAAAACUAACAAGACAAAAAAAAAAAACACGAGAGCGCGCUUCAUCAUAUGGACUUGACACGAAGAGUUUGGGAAGCUUCGCGGAAGGAUUUUUCUUUCUUUUUCUUUUUUUUCUGUGGGAGGCUUGAAGAAGAAGAGGACCCCCUCCCCCUGCCCCCCUCCCUUAAUUCUUCCUCCAUCUCUUCUUCUUCUUCUUCUUCUUCUUCGGCAAAAGCAAAUCAGGAGCUAAUUGAUUAAAGAGGCUUCAUUUGAAUAGGAGGGGGGCUGGCGAGGUGCCAAUCGCCUUUCAAAGAAGCCCCCCCUCCUCCUCCUCCUCCUCAUCCUCCUCUCCCAUCUUCAUCCUCCUCCAUCAUCACCCCCCUCCCCUCCCCGUAUGAUUAAUCGCCAGGCAUUAUUGAUAAUCAUAACGUGGCACAUGCGCGUUGGAUGGGCUCGAUGUGCGUAAAAAUUUGAGGGCCCCCCACUCAUUUUUUUUUUUUUUUUUUUUUUUCCCCCGGUUUACUUGCUUCCUCCUCUUCCUCCUCUUCUUCUUCCUCGCUCGCCCAUGUGCCAGCCAGCAUGUCGCGGAGGAAACAAGCCAAGCCGCAACACUUCCAGUCCGACCCUCAGCUGCUCGGAGCCGGCCACAAUGGGGACACAGAACUUUGCUCCGAGGACCCCCACUGCAAGGAGUCCGACGCCCACGUCUGCAGCAGAUGUUGCGCCGAGUUCUUUGAACUGUCCGAACUGGAGGAGCACCAGAAGAAUUGCACUAAGAAUCAGUUAGUGCUGAUCGUCAAUGAGAAUCCGGCCUCACCCGCCGGAACGUUCUCGCCGGGGUCUCCGCCCCAUAAUCCUGAUGACCAGAUGAAUGACAUUGCUAACAACACUGAUCAAACGGAGUGUGGCGACCUUUUGGAGCCCAGCGCUCUAGAAAUAGAGGAGUCCAUGGAUGUGGAUGUUUCCGGAAUGAGCAGCGGUCACGAAGAGGAAAGCAGCCCGACGGAGAGCGGCAGCCCCAUCAACACAAUGGGCGGCCUCACUAGUAGGGCCACUUCUGGUCCUGCAGUCGGUACUUCAGCAAUUUCUGCCCCUCUCCCUCAGCUCACGAACUUGGCCGAGUUGGGGAACUUCUCCAUGAUCAACAGUAAUGUCAUCAUUGAAAACCUGCAGAGCACCAAGGUGGCCGUGGCCCAGUUUUCCCAGGAGGCACGCACCUCUGGGGGACCCAGGGUGGCAGUGCCGGCCCUCAUGGAGCAGCUCCUAGCCCUGCAACAGCAGCAGAUCCACCAGCUGCAGCUCAUAGAGCAGAUCCGUCAUCAAAUAUUGCGCCUGGCCUCUCAAUCCCCAGAAAUGCAGAUGCCCCCGGCCUCGGCUCCAGGCACAAUGGCGCCCACUGCCAGCCCGCUGGCCACCCUCAGCUCCCAUCUCUCCCAACAGCUGGCUGCAGCCGCAGGCCUAGCACAGAACCUGGCUAGUCAGUCGGCCAGUAUUAGCAGCCUAAAGCAGCUUGCCGCUGCAGCACAGCUACCUCAGUCCAACCAGAGCAGCAGUGAGACAUCUCAGAGCAUUAGCACCCUGGGGCCAUCAACAGGCAAUGGUCAUCCCCCUGAGAAGAGGCCCAGUCACAUGACUAACUCCACUCUAGCAAAGUCAUCCACGCCAGCUUUCGCAAUUGGUAGCUUGUUAAGCUCGGCAAUGAAUCCCCUUCUACCUCAGCCCCCGCCCGGAAACCCCAUGUUCUCCAGCUCUGUGCCAAGCGUUGGCACCACUGUGGAGGACCUGAACUCUUUAGCAGCUCUGGCGCAGCAGAGGAAAAGCAAGCCGCCCAACGUCACGUCAUUUGAAAAUAAGAGCAGUUCGGAAGAAGCCUUCUUCAAGCAUAAGUGCAGGUUUUGCGGCAAGGUGUUUGGCAGCGACAGUGCCUUGCAGAUCCACCUGCGCUCGCACACCGGGGAGAGGCCGUACAAGUGUAACAUCUGCGGAAAUCGCUUCUCCACACGCGGUAACCUGAAGGUGCACUUCCAACGUCAUAAAGAAAAGUUCCCACACAUCCAGAUGAACCCCUACCCCGUACCGGAGCAUUUAGACAAUAUCCCGACCAGCACCGGCAUUCCCUACGGCAUGUCUAUGCCCCCCGAGAAGCCGGUCACCAGCUGGCUGGAUAGCAAACCUGUUUUGCCCACUCUGACGUCCUCUGUUGGCAUGCUGCUGCCACCCACCAUGCCUAGCCUGCCACAUUUCAUCAAAAAAGAAGAUCACUCAAUAGCCAUAACUAACCAUCCUGUUCCUGCUACAAAAAGUGACUCAGGUACUUCUGAGCCUCUAAAUAAAAAUAACGGAGCGUCCGAAGAGGGUGAAAGUGCUACUCUGCCUACCUCAAAUGGGAAAACUGAAGAAGGCAGCCAUUCUUUGGGCUUUGUGACGAGUUUGAGCUCGGCCCCGGAGAGCACCACCGAGUACACAACGUCCAACAGCCCACCUAUGAUGACUAACCCGCUCAUGCCUCUGAUGUCUGAGUUCAAGGCAAAGUUUCCCUUCGGAGGCAUUCUGGAUCCCCUCCAGGGGUCAGAGACCUCCAAGUUGCAGCAGCUUGUGGAGAAUAUCGACAGGAAGGCGACGGACCCAAACGAAUGCGUCAUCUGCCAUCGAGUGCUGAGCUGUCAGAGUGCGCUGAAGAUGCACUAUCGCACUCACACAGGGGAGAGGCCCUUUAAAUGCAAAAUUUGUGGCAGGGCCUUUACCACCAAGGGAAACCUAAAGACCCACUACAGCGUCCACAGGGCCAUGCCACCUCUGCGAGUCCAGCACUCGUGUCCCAUAUGUCAAAAGAAGUUCACAAAUGCUGUGGUCCUGCAGCAGCAUAUCCGCAUGCACAUGGGCGGUCAGAUCCCUAACAACCCCCUGCCGGACAAUUACCCAGAAUCCAUGGUCUCUGACACCGGCUCAUUUGACGAGAGAAACUUUGACGAUCUAGAUAACUUUUCUGAUGACAACAUGGAAGGGAUGGAGGAGGGCCCGGAUAGCAGCGUGCCCGACACACCCAAGUCGGCAGAUAUCUACCACGACAGCCUGUGUAACUCCCCAGCUGCCCUGGACAUGGAGGAAGGACAAGAAGAUGUCCACAACAACGACAUGGAGGAGCUGCGAGUCGGCCAAAUCAAGGCUAACGGCUUAGCGGAGGGGGAUUGUCUCACCAAUGACUCCUCCUCGCUUGGAGGGGAUGUUGAAAGCCAAAGCGCUGGGAGUCCAGCUGUGUCAGAAUCUACCUCCUCCAUGCAGGCGCCGUCCCCAACAAGCCUGCAGCCGCAGCUUCGCAAAUCUCCCAGCCUGGAAGAAAGGCAUCAGAGGGCACUGGAGCACAGCAGCCUCUUACAUCCCCACCCCUCCAACAUCGGAGCCCUAGACCUGACAUCUGUUAAUCCCUCAAAGGACCCCUUGGGCAUGAUUUUCCCCUUUCGCGAACGUAGCAUCACCAAGAACACAUCCUGUGACAUAUGCGGGAAGACCUUUGCGUGUCAGAGUGCCUUGGACAUUCACUAUCGAAGCCAUACCAAAGAGAGACCAUUCAUUUGCACGGCCUGUAACAGGGGAUUCUCUACCAAGGGCAACCUCAAGCAGCACAUGCUCACCCAUCAAAUGCGAGACCUGCCCUCACAGCUCUUUGAGCCCUCCAACACUAGCCUGUCCUCCAGCCCCACACCCUCCCUCCUGUCUGUGGGCUCUCUCGGAAAGCCGGAGGUCAACGGCUUCCUGCACAGCUACCACCCGGAGAGUAAAGACAACCUGGUCACGUCGUCCGCCUCCACAUCCCCGGUGCUGUCGGCCGCUCCACCCCGCCGGACGCCCAAGCAGCACUUUUGCAACACAUGCGGCAAGUGCUUCUCCUCAUCCAGCGCCCUGCAGAUCCACGAGCGGACGCACACCGGCGAGAAGCCCUUCGCCUGCAGCAUCUGCGGCCGUGCUUUCACCACCAAAGGAAACCUCAAGGUCCACAUGGGCACGCACAUGUGGAACAGCGUUCCAGCCAGACGCGGCCGCAGGCUCUCCGUGGACGGUCCCAUAGCCUUCCUGGGCACCAACCCCAUCAAGUUCCCGGAGAUCUUCCAAAAGGACAUGUCCUCCCGGGUGGGGAGCGGCGACCCGGCCAAUUUCUGGAACCAGUACGCCGCCGCCUUCUCCAGCGGCCUGGCCAUGAAGACGAACGAGAUCUCGGUGAUCCAGAACGGGGGCCUUCCGCCCCUGUCGGGCGGCAUGGGCAACGGGGGCAGCUCCCCCAUCGGCGGCCUCACGGGCAGCCUGGACAAACUGCACAGCGCCGAGCCCAACGCCGCCUUGGCGGGCAUGGAGAAGAUGGCCAACACUGAGAACGGCGCCCACUUCAGGUUCACGCGCUUCAUGGAGGACAAUAAAGAGAUCGUCACCAAUUAAGACGACGACAAAAACGUUGUUUUUUUUUUUGUUUUUGCUUUGUUUUUUGAAGACGAGUGGCUUCUUUUUUGUUUUUUGUACAAUGUACAUGUUAUAGUUUCCAGGAGCUUAUUUAUUAGUGACUAUAACCGUGCUUGAGACGCAGUGGAAGCAUUAACAGUCGUAGAAAAACAAAACAAAAAGAGAAAAAGACAGGAUGGGUACCGCGUGUGUGUGCUUCUUCUUCUAAAGACGUGUAGUACUAUGAACUAGGCAUUAAGUUAUUUCCUCGUCCUGUAGUAGCUAUAACCCUAUGAUGUCCUCUAUGUGGUGCAUUGUAAGAUGCUGUAAAUACUGUACACUGAUCUUCUCCUAGAUGGUGUGUUCACUUCCCCUCCACCCGCUUACAUUUUAUUUAAAGACGACAAAAACGGACCAUUUAGUGUUUCUUGAUACUUUUUCGUUGUACUUUUUUCGUUGUUGUUGUUGUUGUUGUUGUUUACUUCCUUACCCCCCCAUGGCACCCACCUCCCCCCCAGCCCCCCAACUCUCCCUCCCUCGGAAUUUCUUGUUUGUUUGUUGUUUUUUUUCUUCUCCGCCGGGUUUCCACAGUGCUGCUAAAGUCCCGGCAUCGUUGUGUUUCAAGCCCUCCGGCAAACCACAAAAAGAAGAUGUACAUAUAUAUCACGCAAAGACGAAGAGGAGUCCAGCGGCCGGGGGUGGGGGGGGGGGUUGGGGCAAGGGGGUCGGUGGGGUCACGGAAAGGAUAGUGUUUUUAUAAAUAUAAAUAUAAAUAUAUUGGGUUUGACAACCUGUUGGGACUGUUACAUGCACUUUCUUGGAAAGUUGGAAGAUCUUCUAUAUGGGUCCAGUUUCUCUACACUUUAAUACCUACUAACAACUAAGAUACUGUAAUUCUUUACUCUAAUAAUCAAAUACAUCAGUUUUCCAAAAGAAA